CGUAGGUACUCCGAAGUGCGAAGUGUCAAGAUGUCGAGAUGUGUGCGACGUUGAUGGAGGCGCGAGGAAACGCCAACGAGAACAUCUCCUUCGACGAUGCAGCGACGACCAAGACGGUAGUAGAACAACUCGUGGAUCAUUGUAUCGAUUCAGAUAGAAUAUAAUUGCGACGCAAUGGAGCUUGAUCUCUGACAAUCUGGAAGAAUGCUGUGAAAAAUCUUAUGCGAUUUCUUGCCAUUUAACGAUAAUAAAGCCGAUAUCUCCGAAUUAUCUGUCUGUCAUUGCAGUGCGAACAAUUACUGAUAAGUCCAUCAGGUAUGAUUGGAACGAAUUGACAUCGAUGAUCAUUUCCUCGACACAUACGUAAAUCGAUACAUAUAGUCAAAGAAUGACAGAGUAUCUACGGCGAUCAUGAUAUGUGUAGCUGGUCGCAGGUGGUCACGGAGAAUACACUGAGUGUACACGUGUCUGUUGACAGAGUGUGUCUCUUGAUAGAUAAUCGACUUGUGAUAUCUACGUCUUGCACAAAAUCUAGAUUACGAGUAAAUUGUAAAUAUGUGCCACAUCUAUAGAGUUUUCUAUGAUUAUUCGGUGUGACUAAUUCUAACAGCUUAACAAUUAACAACAAAGUCUCCUAUAAUAAAAUGUACGAGAAUAAUGGUACAAAUGAUAUGAGAGAGUUCAAUGCGACGGAUGUUACUGACUCUAUUUUGUACACUAUAUUGGUAAACGAUCUCGAGACAGUCUCAACAAACAUGGCAAGUACAAUCUACAAUGAAAACACGUCCACGACAACAUAUGCAGAAUUGACGCAGGAAAAUGAGAGUAACCAACGAUUAUGGAAUCUAUCUAAAACUGCUGUAACUUCACUGUCUGGACCCACAGCAAUACCAUUUAAUAUUUCUAAAAGUACUGCAAUAUACACCUCAACAACUGAAUCUUUCGAUGAAUUUGGUCCACCGGAAGGAGUAGAAUAUAUUUUUGUGCCACUCGGUGUGGUCGUCUCUGUUAUUAUAUUAUCAGCUGUGGUAUGGGUAUUGAUUAUAUCGAGGAAGCGCAAGUUGGAGCGUUUAAGACAUAGACUUAUGCCAAUGUACAACUUUGAUCCUGGAGAAGAGGAAGAGGAUGACUGGGAGACUGAACUGUUGGACGAAUGCUACAGUACACAUCAGAGACGAGUGUAUCGUAUCGUCUCCAAUAAGAUAAACUAGAAAGUGAAAAAAUUCCGAAUCAUCUGUGUAUACAUCUACGUAUAUUAUGUGUGCAAUUAAUGUAAAAAAAUAGUAGUUUAUUUAAUUUCUAUCAAGAUACUAAAGAGAUGUGAUUUUAUUCGCGAAUAAUUGUUCUUGCAAAAUUAGUGCCGUAUAUCGUAUAUAUAUAGAAAAAAAAAAAGAAAAUAAA
Messenger RNA from Camponotus floridanus (Florida carpenter ant), 1401 nucleotides. RefSeq lists its product as uncharacterized. The record is from RefSeq and is a predicted model, not a curated record. The coding region runs from base 645 to 1211 and encodes 188 amino acids. The transcript has 4 exons. NCBI's taxonomy places the organism in Eukaryota, Metazoa, Arthropoda, Insecta, Hymenoptera, Formicidae.